AUGAAUGAUAUUAGACAACGUAAAACCAAGCAGGCUUUAGACGAGCCCGAUCCUCUUUUUAUUUACAACUUUACUGACGAACCUACCAAAUCAAGAAGAAAUCAAGCUAAUGGUUUAAAGGCGUUUUCUUUGGAUUCAGUAAAUCUGAUCGUUCUAGUAAUCGUUGCAAUAAUAGUGAGAUUAUAUAAAAUUAGUCAACCUACCUCAGUAGUUUUUGAUGAAGUACAUUUUGGUGGCUUUGCAUCCAAAUAUGCAAGAGGAAGAUUUUUUAUGGAUGUACAUCCUCCGUUGGCAAAAUUGUUAAUAACAUUUGCUGGUUUGUUGGGAGGGUUUGAUGGCAGUUUUGAUUUUAAGGAGAUUGGAAAAGAUUACCUUGAGUCUGAAGUCCCAUAUGUUGCAAUGAGAUUGAUGCCAGCAAUAUUAGGAAUUUUUCUCAUUCCUAUUUCUUAUUUGACCAUGAAAUACUCGGGAUUUUCAACAACAUCGGCUUUUUUAUCUUCUAUACCGAUUUAUUAA
Molecule: messenger RNA, 516 nt
Organism: Entrophospora sp. SA101
Lineage: Eukaryota; Fungi; Glomeromycota; Glomeromycetes; Entrophosporales; Entrophosporaceae
Source: the annotation of a GenBank genome assembly